Vespula vulgaris is the source of this 6716-nucleotide messenger RNA. Its product is annotated as serine/threonine-protein kinase 17B-like. The record is from RefSeq and is a predicted model, not a curated record. The coding region runs from base 935 to 2875 and encodes 646 amino acids. The transcript is spliced from 6 exons. NCBI's taxonomy places the organism in Eukaryota, Metazoa, Arthropoda, Insecta, Hymenoptera, Vespidae. Gene Ontology annotation, biological process: intracellular signal transduction; positive regulation of apoptotic process; protein phosphorylation. Gene Ontology annotation, molecular function: ATP binding; protein serine/threonine kinase activity. Gene Ontology annotation, cellular component: nucleus.
UCGCCGUUCAAUCGUCGUUCGACCGUCGCGCGAGGUGGUUGCGUGCUGGAAAGCUCGCACGGCUGUAAGGCGCGUGCCUCGGCUAAUACGAAAGAUAUACGGUGUGCGACUCGCCCUCGUUGCGAGCACGCUUAUCCUUCUUCGUUUUAUCACGAAGGAAAGUUAUCUACGAGGAAAACUAACUACUCGCUUCCCGUUCUUUGGAAACCUUAUAUUAAAAGAAGACAGAAGGAGAGCAGGUGGUGGUGUAUAGAAAACAGAAGAAGAAGAAGAAGAAGAAGAAGAAGAAGAAAAAGAAGAAGAAGAAGAAGAAGAAAAGAGAUGCCUCCUCCUGGUUCGAGAUCCGUUCUUCGCGACAGUGACGUGAUGCCUCCUCGUUCCUUGUUACGCUGACGCCGCGAAAAAAGGUCUUCGUGAGAAACGUGGUGACGGAGCGCGUAUUUCUCCUCCAUCUCGCUUUAUCGUUCUUUUGUGCACUCGGAUAUUAAUUCCUAGUUAAGGUCAACACGCGUCCGAUAAACAAGUAUACGUGUGUAUAAAUAUACAUAUAUAUGUAUACAUAUACAAACAUCUAUACGUACUAACGUAUAGCUUACUGUGAUCGGUUUAUUUAGGAAAGUGCGUUGUUUCCGGUUCGGCUACGACGGACCAACACGAGACGCUCCGUUUCUCGUGCCACGAGGUCGACGGAUUUAUUUUGUCCCUUUUGUAACUUACUCUCUGUGCCACGGAAGAGACAUACCACACAUACACACAUACAUACAUACAUAUACACACGCACGCACACUUCACGCACGAAUAACGACACGAUACACACGCACAUAUUGUCGUCGUCGGCAAGUACACGCACGCCGGAACGCGCGCGCGCGCGCGUAUCUCUAGACGACGUAGCAACGUACACACGAGGAAAGAUUCUUAGGAGUCGCGCGGCGCCAUGACCGCGGACGGCCUGUUCGAACCUACCAGCAUCCCGGGGCACCUCGCUCCCACGCCCGAGAGACUGGAGAGGCUUCUCUCGAAGCAGACCCUCGAGGAGCUCUACGAAGUCGAGGAACAGCCUUUCGCACGGGGCAAAUACGCAACGGUGAGAAGAUGCCGAGAGAGAUCGAGCGGAAGGCAGUGGGCCGCAAAGUUUCUAAGGAAGAGACGACGAGCUCAGGAAUUGAGGGCGGAGGCACUUCACGAGGUCGCGGUGCUGGAUGCCGCUGCUCACUGUUCUCGCCUCGUUUCCCUCCACCAGGUCUUCGAGACCAAUACCGAGAUGGUUCUCGUCUUGGAACUGGCACCUGGUGGCGAAUUGCAAAUGAUAUUGGAUAGAGACGAAGUCCCAGAAGAACGGCAGGUUGCGAGAUUGUUGAAGCAGAUUUUAGACGGUAUCGCCUUCCUGCAUUCUCUCAACGUAGCACACUUGGACAUAAAGCCACAAAAUCUGGUACUAACCGGCGAUUUUCCCGAUUGCGACGUGAAACUCUGCGAUUUUGGUAUAUCGCGAUACAUCAGCCACGGUGCGGACAUACGUGAGAUCUUGGGCACGCCCGAUUAUGUUGCCCCAGAAGUCCUGAAUUACGAGCCGAUCAGUCUGGCAACCGACAUGUGGUCGGUCGGAGUUCUACUCUACGUUCUGUUAACGGGAUGCUCCCCUUUUGGCGGCGAUACCAAGCAGGAAACCUUUUGUAACAUCAGCAGAUGUCGUUUAGAUUUUCCGGACGAUCUCUUCGAGGACGUAUCGGAGGAGGCGCGAGAUCUCAUGCGCAAACUCAUGGUCAAGGAUCCAAGCGAACGACUGACAGUAACGGAGUGUCUUAAGCAUGCAUGGUUCGCCAUGUUCGAUGAUCCAGUGCCACCGUUAUCCUCUUCACUACCCCCGACGGAAGACUCCAGUUUAAAAUGCAAAACGAUCUCUCAGCAGGAAGAAGAAGAACAAAAACAACAGCACAACAAUAAAUCAUCGACGGAGGAAACGAAGACGACGAUUCCACCAUCGGCACCAAAGUGCUGCGACGCCGAAAACACACACGUGCGAACAUCGAGCCUUGCCAAUCAAAAUGAAGUAAAAACGAUGACUACCCGAGCUGUCUCUUCGCACACGGAAAAUAUUUAUUCGACUUCUAAAUCUAGCCCUAAGUCUAUGAGGUUUGGUUUGAGUCCCGAUCGUAGGGACACCUUUAAACGUAAUAUGGAAUCGCUGGCUCAAAAAUUUUCGAGUACGGAGAUCGUCAUUAUUGAAUCAUCCUGCGCGAACAGUAAGAACACCACGACAUCCUCGACGACGAUAACGACGAGUUCAACGAUUAUGUCUGGAAACGUGAGCACGCAGAGAAGAGCGACGGCUACUCACACGAUGCCAGCCGGUGAAGUAUUCAAAUGUACGCCGGUAUUCAUUCUUGGCGAGGAACAACAAUGUAGCGACGGUGGAAGCGACACCGUAUCGGAAAUUUCGACGGACAGUUCGAGCGACCGGAGUAGCAUCUAUUCCGACGACUCGUUGGAUUUUAUUCUCUAUGGGAAAACUCAGGGAGGUGGUAGGGCGAGUUUUCCCUUCGCAGUUGGUGCCGACCCUACAUCCGACAGAUGGGAACAGAGGCACCACCAUCACCACAAUCCACGAGCUUGGCCUAGAGAAUGCAACGGCGUUGUUAGCAAAGCACUCAGUCGUUUCACAUCCGAGACGUCAAGCAAGUCCUCCAAGUUGUCCACGACGGUACCACCGGUAGUUCGUGGUAAGACCGGCUUGGAAGCUCUCAGGGAGAGGGGUGGCAAUCUGGUCGUCAUAAGGGAACCCGUCAGAGCGGGUAGAUAUACGAGGUACAGCGAGGUUCAGUGCGAAUCGGUGCAGGCACGGAUUCGACGUUUCCAAGUACAUGGAGCGUCCUAAGGAAAAUCUUCCUCGUUGUCUUUAAAGGGAACACACUUGGAAGGCGUCUUAUAUUUGACGGUCAUCGCCGUCGCAUUUUCGGAUGGUGAUCCGUGAUAGAGACUGAUGCUUUCUUUGUACAUAGAUGACGUUAAUCGUGUACAGUUAAGGCCGAUCGUGCCUCUUCGCAAAAGAGUUAGAUAGGUAUGAAAGAGAGAGAGAGAAAGAGAAAGAGAGAAUGUUGUGUGAUAGUGAGAUGAAAAAGAGAGCGUAAAAGAGAAAAGAGGUAGGAUGGAAAAACAUGUAUUAAUGCGAACAAAUGGCUGUUGUAUAUAUAAGUAAGAUAUAUUAGGUGCGUGUGAUGACGUGCAUGUCGUUUUGUUCUCUCAUAUCUUUUUUCUUUUCUUUUUUUUUUCCUUUUUUUUCCUCCUUUUUUUCUCUUUUUUUUUCUUCUUCUUCGAGUAUUAUGACCAGGGCGUGAUCCACACAUUUUCGGUGGUACAAUAUAUACCGUAGAUAUACACAAUGCGUAUGGUCGAGAUAAAAGAACGUUGUACGGCAGAGAUAACGAGGCUUUUACGGCAUGGUGUAAAUAAUAGGAAGGAGAAAAGAUAAGAGGAUGUAAAGUUAGGUAUAAAGGGAAGGGAAUAUGUACAGGGAUACGUAGACAACUCGUUAUCUGCCGUUUUGAAAGGAGAAGGGACAAACUUUCGUGGCGAUUAGAGAGCGCUUUGCGAGCAUCGAUUUAAAAGUACGAAAACGGUGCUGUCUUUCGAAUUUUCAUUCGUUGAUGAUAUUCGAUGAUCAGCCGUAGUGACAACAAGCGUAUUGAAUACGUCGUCGGUAUGGUUGUUGUGUAAUAUAUAAAGAAAGUGUUCAGCGUCUUGUUCAACAAAUCUUACGUACGUCGUCGUAGCUCUAUUUCAGUAACUUCGGUGCCUUCGUAAUAAGCGUUUAUAAGAGAAGACAAACUCGCAAACGUAUGAUUUAUGUACAUGCAUACAUACAUACAUUCGCAUAUAUAUAUGUAUAUAUAUACAUAUAUAUAUAUAUAUAUAUAAAUACACACACGAUCGUAGUGCCUACUCCUUCGCGUAAGUUUGCGCCAUAUGGUGCAAAUACGACUGUACGAAUUUAACAAAAGUCAUGAGCGAGAAAAGACUUUUACUCGUUCGGACAGUGCCUUAAUCGCGCAAAAAAAAAAAAGAAAGAAAAAGAAAAAAGAAAAAAGGAAACCUUCUUUUACAGGGUAGCUCGUCGAUCGUGCGAAAUUGAGAGCCUAGACGAGCCUUUAGGCAUCUCUAAUUAUUGUCUUUCCUUGACGUCGAAGGAAAGGAAGAGGAUGUUUUAAAUAAUAAUUACAGAAAAAGGAAAAAAAAGAAAAAAGAAGAAAAAAGGAAGAUGAUUUUUUUGGAUCCAAAAUUUAAAAGAAAUAAAUCAAUAAUUGUUCGUUGUUAAUAUUUUAAAGAAAUUAAUUAGGAUGUUUGAAAUAUAUAUAUUUAAUUUUUUCCUCUGUCGAUGCCCUCUCCUCUUUCGACGUUGCAAUAAUAAAACUGCCCAAUCGGCGAUCGAAGACGAUAGAUCUCAAGGUUCGAUCGUCGAUCAUGUGCCUCUCGAUAAACUGCCGAUAUAAAAAAUAAAUAGUGGAUAAAUUACGUUCGCCGCUUAUGAGCCAGAAAACAUUCGACGGAUUUCAACAGCGUUGUUCAAAAUUAAACGACGAACAAUACAGAGACGAACAGUUCGUAUUCGCGUCUCACGUUCAGCGUACGAAUGAAUUAUAUAGAAGAUAAUAUGUCCGGGAUGGUGGGUGGUCUUCUUUUUUCUUUUCUUUUUUUUUUAUCUAAUCCUUUUUUAAAUGCAACAUCGAUCUUAUAUCUAUCCACGUUUAGCGACUAAACUUGAGAUACGAAUGCGGAUCGAAAUCUCUUUGCGUCGGAGAGGAUGUAUCGUUGGUAUUGUAAUAUUUUUUAAGACGUACAUAUAUUGUGUAAAUCUCUCGUGGUAAGAUCGCGAAAGAUCGCGGGGAAAGCAAUGCGGCUACUAAUAGGAGAAUAUAAAAGUAGAAAAUAGAAAUUAAAAGAAAAUUGAUUACAAAAAAAAGAAGAAGCAAUAAAAAUUCAACAAGCGAAUGAGUAAAUAGAAAAACAGAGAGAAAGGAGAAAAAUAAAAGUAGAUCGCUCGUGGAGACCAAAUCUUUCGCGAUUUUGAGGAAAAAGUCCCUCGUUACUCCGUUAAAUACUAGUCAUAUAUUAAAAAAAAAAAAAAAUAAUAAAAAAGAAAAAAGAAAGAAAAAAGAAAAAAAAACAGAAAAAACAACAACAAAAAAAUGGGGAACAGAAAAGAUUGUGGUUCGUUUUCUCUCGAUCCUCGUAUCUAGCUCUGUUAUCGUUCUCCGGGCACACGGUCGUUGACGAGGAGCCAACGAACGGUCGGUGUCCUCUCCGAUCUUCUUUCCGGAGACUCACGAUUGGAGAACGCGAAUAGUGCCUGAUGUGUCUUUGAAAAGAAAACGAACGAAUGAACGAUCGUAUUAGUCGAAAUGACAAGGCUUCUUCGUGGUGAACGUUUCAUCAUCGGUGAUCGACGUAAGACCUUGUCACUUCUCCGUGUCGAUAUAUAUAUAUAUAUAUAUAUAUAUAUAUAUAUAUAUAUAUACACAUAUACACAUAUAUCUUGUGUGUUUAACUUGAUAAUUUGAACUUGUCGAGAUACCGGUCCGAUUAACUCGGAUAAUUUGAACAAAAAAUAUUUUUACAUAAAUCGUCGCGAAGAAAUCGCAAGGUCCUUUUGCUCGAUCGAUCCAACGACGAUAUAAUAGAUCGGAAAUAUCCUUAUUUAUCAUCAUCUGUCUCUCUCUCUCAUACGGCAACGUAUCUCUCAACGUACGAAAUUAGUGAACUUUAAAACGCCCAAUGUCAUGGGGAGAGAGAAGAAUAGUGUUCAAGUGCAAAAAUAUAUCUAAUAUUUAAACGAAAACAAAAGGAAAAAAUAAAAAGAAGAGAAAAGAACAAAAUAAAACGCACAACACGGAAUAGAGAAGAUACUACAUCAUAACUGUCGUUGCACGCACACGGUCGUUACGAGAGAAGCGACGCUUUUUACCGCGAAAAAUAUAGUUUAUCCUUUUCCGAGUGCGAAUGACUGUGUUGUCCCAUUUCUUGUAUGUUUAUUUGAGUAUGAAAGAUUAAUGCAUAUGUUCGUCUUCUUUUUCUCUGUAUGAUCUGGUAAAGAAAAAGGAUAAACUUCUGUAAUAUAAUUUUGCUACUACGGAAAUAUGGGGUGGGGCUUGCGUUCAAACGACAAGUCGGAUUCGUUCUUUCUCGAGGCUAAUUUUCGUCGUUAUUUAUUUUUUUCUUAUAUAACAAAGAAAACGGGUGUCGUAUUUAAUUACCAUUCGAACGUUCUUUCUCUCUCUUUUUUUUUUUUUAGAAUUAAUCUUGUAUCGUUGCGUAUCAUCGUUUGUAAAGAAGCCUCGAAAAAGAUGAGUUUGCAUUAAUUUUUGUUUCUCUAUCUCUUUCUAUCUAUCUCUUUUCUUUUUCUCUAUUACAUGAACGCGCCCUAUCCUUUGUCCGAAUUUAUUCUAUUAAUAUUAAUAUUAAUAUUAUUAUUAUUAUUAUUAUUAUUAUUAUUAUUAUUAUUAUUAUUAUUAUAUUAUUAUUAUUAUUAUUAUUAUUAUUAUAUUAUUACUAUUAUUAUUUUAUUAUUAUUAUUAUUAUUAUUAUUAUUAUUAUUAUUAAUACUGAAGUUUAUUCUGAUGGAAAACACGUUCGUGUACCUAGAACUUACGACAUCCUGUAAAUACUGCUAUCAUUGUAUUUUCUUUAAUAACGUACGAAAUAAACGCUAUAAAAUACGAGAA